AUGUCAGGCACCAAGCACGGCUACGGGGACCCUAGAGUUUGUAUUUGUUUGUGCCUGAUCAGUUUUGUUCUUAUCUUCUCUUUUUUUGUAGCUGGGCUGCCCUUUCUGAUCAUCGAAACAAGCACAAUCCAACCCUACCAGCGGGGCUUUUACUGUGAUGAUGACAGUAUCAAGUACCCUCAGAAAAAGAUUGAGACGAUCAACGAUGCGGUGCUGUGUGCUGCAGGCAUCCUCAUUACCAUCCUCGCCAUUAUAACGGGCGAGCUCUACCGGAUCCACUACCUGAAAGAGAAGUCGCGCUCUUUCAUCCAGAACCCCUACGUGGCGGCGCUCUACAAGCAAGUGGGCUGCUUCGUUUUCGGCUGCGCCAUCAGCCAGUCCUUCACAGACAUUGCCAAAGUGUCCGUCGGGCGCUUGCGACCCCAUUUCCUGGACGUUUGCAAUCUCGAUUUCUCGACAAUCAACUGCGCCAAGGGAGUUUACAUUCAGAACUACACUUGCCGGGGCAAUGACAGCACAGUCCAGGAGGCCAGGAAGUCCUUCUUCUCGGGCCACGCGUCCUUCUCCCUCUACACCAUGCUCUACUUGGUGUUUUAUCUGCAGGCCAGAUUCACGUGGAAGGGAGCCCGGCUGCUUCGCCCCCUCCUGCAGUUCACGCUCAUCAUGAUGGCGUUUUACACGGGGCUGUCCCGCGUCUCCGACCACAAGCACCACCCCACCGACGUGCUGGCGGGGUUUGCCCAGGGAGCCCUGGUGGCUUACUGCGUGGUGUUUUACGUCUCAGAUCUCUUCAAACCCAAGACAAAGACUUGCCUGCCUCCACCCCCCAUCCGGAAGGAGAUCCUUUCGCCUGUGGACAUCAUCGAACGGAAUAACCAUCACAACAUGGUGUAGACCUCCGGAAAAAAAAAGAAAUCCGACUUGUUUUUUUAUUUUAUUUUUU
Tinamus guttatus (white-throated tinamou) is the source of this 943-nucleotide messenger RNA. The record is from RefSeq and is a predicted model, not a curated record. NCBI's taxonomy places the organism in Eukaryota, Metazoa, Chordata, Aves, Tinamiformes, Tinamidae.